AUGUCUCAAAGACAGACAGUGCCUACCAAGACGGGCACGCCCACCAUGUUGAGCAGCAGUCCUAGCAAAAGGCCAAGGGCUGGAAUCACCAUCGAGCAAAAGCAGGCAAUAAUCGACAACCUACAACUGGAGAUCACCGACCGCGCCAGAAGGCUGCGUGCACAAUACAACCAGCAGGCUCAAACUCUUCGAUCCCGCAUUCAAAUGCGCGUCAACCGUGUUCCCAGAUCAAUGCUCAAGAUGACCAUGGCCGACUUUGUAGCUAGAGCCAUUGAACAACAGAGGCGUCUUGAGUCGGUCUCGCGACCGCCUCCAGUGCCUGAAAAAGAUUUCCCCCCACGGGCUAACCCUCACAAGUUGGCACCACCAGCACGACCUGCCAAACGGCUAAGUGAUGCCAUGGCCGGCGGAGACAAAGAGAACGAACAAAUUUUGAACCCAAAGAAGAAACACCGUGCAGGACCAGCAACGACUGCCUUGAGCUCGUCUCAAAUUCUGUCACCAACUUCAUCUAAUACCCGAUCCCUCAUUCGUGAUCGGCCCCUAUCAUCGCCGUCUAAAUCCCAGAUUGGUCGACCUGUCUCAUCGCCUGCAAAGCAACAUAACAGUGCUCGUUCAGCAUUGACUAGCAUGGUAGAGAUGGCAAAGAAGACAGGCCGCGGGGCCCCUACGCGUGGAUUGGCAUCCUCAACAGCCAGCUCAAAUGCCUCAGCGCCCGUGAACUCCUCAGCGCCUGUGCCUACAAGAACGAGGCGAGCUAACACAACAACUGCGAGUAAGCCGCCUUCACGGCCCGCUACGCGUACGGGUAAGCGAGUGAGCGACUCAAGCGAGGGUAGUACGGGAACGGUCGUCAAGAAGACAUCAGCAGCAGCACCGGCUGCUACAACAAAAAGGACUGUCAUGGGGACAAUCAGGAAGGGUGUUGGAGCCUCAACUACCAGAAAGCCAGCGGCACCUAAAUCAGCUCCAGCAUCUACAGCAGGGUCAACUAGAGUACUGAGGAAGAGGGCAUGA
Colletotrichum truncatum is the source of this 1017-nucleotide messenger RNA. RefSeq lists its product as uncharacterized. The record is from RefSeq and is a predicted model, not a curated record. NCBI's taxonomy places the organism in Eukaryota, Fungi, Ascomycota, Sordariomycetes, Glomerellales, Glomerellaceae.